UUGAUAAUUAUAUUUCAAAGUUUGUGUGUCACAUUACAAUUGUUGUAAAAAAUAAACGCAACUUUAUACGUGACGUGAAGAAGAUCUACGUCACUAGCUGCAAGUGACUGUGACGCCAGACGCUGUUCUAAUGUAAACAUUUUUUGCAGGAAGCUACUUACUUGUUUUUCAAAUGUUUAAUUCAAAACGCUGGCUAGUUCCGGUUGGUAGCGAAUACUGGAGAAUUGAAAAACAAGAGGUCACGGUCACUACAUCUACAUAGAAACGUCUGCGGGACAGACGAAUGAUUCCACGUCGCUGUUGUCUCCCUAUGUCAGGCCUGUCACACCUAUGUGUCUCACGUUUUUCUACAACAUGUAUGGGUCGGACAUAGGACGAUUAGAAGUUGGAACACAGGACCAAAACGGAACUGUCGUAGUGUUAUGGAGGAACUCUGGGAACCAGGGUCAUGAAUGGAAAAGAGAAUCGGUAACAAUUCCCCAAACCGGUUUCGGAUUUCGCAUCGUUCUGCGAGCAUCCAAAGGGGCGGGAUAUCACGGCGAUAUUGCUGUAGACGACAUCGAGGUGCAGCCAGGGACGUGUAACCCGGCAUGCGAACUAUCGUGUGAUUUCGACGCGGGUCUGUGUGGAUGGACACAGAGUAAGUCGGACCAGUUUGACUGGAAUCUUCACCAUGGAUCGACGACCUCCGUCAACACGGGACCAUAUCGUGACCAUACCACGGGAAACGGUAACUACGUUUAUACGGAGGCCUCAGCCCCUAGACACCACGGGGAUGUGGCGGUUCUGGUGUCCCCGCCCUUAACACUGACCGGCCCUAUCUGCUUCUCCUUCUGGUAUAACAUGCAUGGCACUGCUAUGGGAAGUCUCAGAAUUCUAGUGAAGCACCACCCUAGCGGCUCACCAAAACCGGUUUGGGAAGCGAGUGGUGAGAAAGGAAACGCGUGGAUUCACGGUCAGGUCACUAUACCAGCACACACCAGCAAUAUCGUCAUACAGGGCACUGUGGGAAACGGAUUUUUAAGCGACAUGGCCAUUGAUGACGUUUCAGCCACUUCCAGUUCCUGUUUGAAAGAUGAUUCGUUGGCCUGUGAUUUUGAGAAAGGUAUGUGCCGGUGGCGUCAGGCUCAGUAUGACGGCAGUGACUGGACGCGUCACACAGGGCCCACCCCCUCACUCGACACGGGACCCGGCUCUGACCACACAACCGGACAUGGUUAUUAUGUCUACUUUGAGACGUCUUCCGUCAAAGUUGGAGCAACUGCUACGUUGGAGUCACCGAUUGUGACGUUUCACACAAAAACGUGUCUGCAUUUCUAUUAUCAUAUGCUAGGCAACACGAUGGGCCACUUACGAAUCAAAAUACUGAAGAACCACUCGACCACAACACUGUGGACUAAGACGGGCGACGUGGACAAAUGGCUGUUGGCCAAAGUGACACUGCCUGGCUCAAACGUUCCUUACAGGGUGCUCAUAGAGGCCACCAAAGGAAGCGCCUACUUUAGCGACAUGGCUGUCGAUGACGUCACUCUUUACGGAGGAGCGUGUUCUUAACCAGAUGAACUGACAACAAAGGCACAAGCAAGAAAUAUCCUUUGCUGAUCUGGAUAAAUUAAACUAACUGUUAAAUUCA
Messenger RNA from Gigantopelta aegis, 1633 nucleotides. RefSeq names its product MAM and LDL-receptor class A domain-containing protein 1-like. The coding region runs from base 331 to 1554 and encodes 407 amino acids. The transcript is spliced from 10 exons. Gene Ontology annotation, cellular component: membrane. NCBI's taxonomy places the organism in Eukaryota, Metazoa, Mollusca, Gastropoda, Neomphalida, Peltospiridae. The record is from RefSeq and is a predicted model, not a curated record.